This is a messenger RNA of Porites lobata, 5732 nucleotides long. Lineage: Eukaryota; Metazoa; Cnidaria; Anthozoa; Scleractinia; Poritidae. The record is from the annotation of a GenBank genome assembly.
AUGUUAUCAAAACUGUACUUUCAAAAAAGUGAAUACCAGAAAGCACAAGCAGUCCUCAAAAUUGCACUCUGCGUUUACAAAGAAAUCGAAGACAAAGACGGAGAAGCGUCAUGCUACGGAAACCUAGGAAAUGUGUUUCAGUCUGUCGGAGAAUAUGCCAAGGCUGAAGAAUAUCUUCAUAAAGCACUUACCAUCAACACAGAAAUUGGCGACAGAAACGGAGAAGCGUCAUGCUACAGAAACUUAGGAGCUCUGUUUGUACUUGUAGGAGAAUAUGGCAAGGCUGAAGAAUAUCUUCAUAAAGCACUUACCACCAACACAGAAAUUGGCGACAAAGACGGAGAAGCGUCUCGCUACCUAAAGCUAGGAAACACAUCUCAAGCCUUAUCGGAUCUCUGGUCAAGCAUUCAAAUUUACGAAAAAAUGCUUACUUCUCUAGGAAGCAAAGAUAGCCGCAAUAUAUCAUUUUUUGACAAGAACGCGUCUCCCUAUCGGCGGUUUUGUUCAUUGAGUUGUUUUUGUGGGAAACCCUAUGAAGCUUUACACGCUGCUGAACUUGGACGGGCCAGAGCUCUAGCAGAACUUAUGUCAAAUCGCUACUCCAUUGAAAAAGAAAUAUCCAUCAACCCACAAUCGUUUGUUGGCAUCGCGGAAGUAAUUAAGAAAAAUGGCAACAGCACCUGCCUCUACAUCUCCUAUGACUACGAUGACAAUAUAUUUUUGUGGGUUUUGAAACAAAACAAACCGGUAGCUUUCCGAAGAACGAAACUUUGUGAAAGCUAUGUUAGCAAGCAUGGCAAAAUCUCUGUGUCUGACCUGUUUGGAAACGAAAGCUUAUUAAGAAAAAUUCACGUUUUACCUCAAGAGCAAUGCGAAGACCGAUCACUCUUCUCUUCAUUCGCCAACCAACUUACAAACGAAUCAAAUCUGGAAGAUAGUCUCUCAACCUUGCGUCCUCUUUUAGAUGAGGGAGAAGUAUACACGGACCCUGAACCGCCAACACUUUUUCAGGUUUACAACAUGUUGAUUGCUCCCGUGAGUGACUUGCUAGAAGGAUCUGAAAUCAUUGUUGUUCCUGAUCGCUGCUUCUUCCAAGUUCCGUUUGCAGCAUUACACGAUGAAAGUGGCCGCUAUUUAUCAGAUUCUUUCAGGAUACGAAUUGUCCCUUCUUUGACGACUCUCAAGCUCAUUCUGGACAGUCCAGCCGACUCUCACAGCGAAACUGGUGCAUUGAUUGUGGGUGAGCCAAGGGUGACGGAUGUGUAUUUCAAGGGAGUGUUAAGAGCAACUCCAUGCAAAUGUCGACCAAAGUGCGGCAAGGCUCAAAAAAUAAAAAUCGCUCUUCUUUGGCAUACUGAUAGACUUUAGUAAGUGUACAAACGCGAUAUAGUUUUUUCUUCGAAAGAUCUGUUCGUUUCCGAGAAAAACAAGAAAACCGUUUCAAGCCCCGCGGUCGAUUUCGCAAGCAGAAAACAGGGUUGAAAUUCACUAUGAUUCGCUCGACUUGCAUUUCAAAACAACCGCGCUAGAAAAAAAGCUUGUUGCUAAAAUUGUAAGUAUAACUAGUCGUUGACCAAAAUAUAUAAUAUUUUUAGCAUUACAACAGUCUCAGUAAUUAUAAAAAAGCUAAAGCGUAUGUCUACCUGUUGUUCAACCACGGAAGGUAGUUGAAAAAAGCGACGAUUUUCGUCAUGUGCCUUUGAUCAGAAUUUUUCAAGAUUGAAGGGGUAAACACUACAAGCAUCAAACUAUUAUGUUAUGUUAAAAUUAUUUUGGGGAAAUCAUUUUGAGCUUCUCAGAAAUAAUUUGAAAUUCGUGUUACAGACAACAUAAAAUAACGGCAUCCAACACACGAGUCACACAACCACCACCAACAAUUUGACUUUAGGUUUCCUUUUACGACGCUGGUAGCCUUGAUAUAUAGAACAACUUUUUAAAAAAGCUCACCUUAACCUGUAUCUGUUGUACUUCAAGCUCCAAGUUGUUUCAUUUUGCCGUCUUAUCACCUAUCUUACCGUAGUCGUGAAGUCCGCUGGAAUGUGUCCGUUGAAGGUGCGUGACAGCUUUCUGGUAAUUUCUUCAUCCCUCUGUUUUCUCUAAUGUUUUCAAGUUAACAUCUCAUGUUUGUUAAAAUUUUGAGAACCCUGGACCUUAAAAAAGCCGUCUAUAAAACAAAGCUCGGUAGUUUAACUGUCAACAAAGCGAAGUUGUUUGCUCGUGGAUCCGUUCACUUCACGGGUAAUCUGAUUUGCAUAGGAGUGUGCCAAGGGUCUACUUCCGGUGCCGAGUAUACACGUGACGAGGUUCACCGACUUUCACCCGUUACUUCCAGUACACUGAAGAAGAUUCAUCUUUUAUACUCCUCCUUCUUCAAAAAUACUGCAGUUGACAUUAUUUUACCUGAGAAUUAUCUUUAAUAUUUUGACAUUUUAGGCAUUUGAUUAACAUUAUCGAAUUAAAUUUAGUUUAUUUUGAUUCAACCGUUCAUUCCCACUUGAAAAAGAAAAAAGAUCUCUGCAAAAACACUGUUUGUGUGCGCUCUUCUUCGAUGAAGCUAUGGAAGGUUCGUGCUCCUCCGAGUCAUUAGUAGGUACUCUGUGUUCGUUUGAUAGGAGGGAUAAGCAGAGAUCAACUGAGAUUGUUCCUUUGUCGCUGUCAAACUAUUAAGGACGUAACUGGGCAUAGGUUGACUGACAUGGUCUCUUUCUGGUAUUGAAAGCGAAACAGACUUUAUUUUAGCUCAGAACUGACCAGCCAGACCAUUCCCGUCGCAAUGAUAAUUUCCCUUUUAAUCAAACUCUUCAGCUAGAUCAGUCAAAUCCGCAAUGGUAUACUCGAAAGAGAACGUUUUUAGGCAAAACUCAGGCAAAGGUCCAGCCGGCCAGUUCUGACAAAUGGAAAGCGCCCUAAGUUCUUUUAAUAUAUCCCCUUUCCAUCGUUCUGAGCUCGGUAUUGGAUGGCGACGGAACAGUUAUUCCAGUUCGUGCCAAGUUCCACAGGAAAGCGCCAAUCACAUAAUUGAAAGAAGAGGGAAACCUGUUAAAGCCGACAAAAGAGUUAGAGGAAGAACAUUUCAGAAUAUAUUUAUCAGCAAACCGGUAUCCUCAUUCCUGUAGGUUCAGGUACUCUUGGUUUAUUCACUGUAUUAUAUACUAAUUAGUCACUUAGAUUCAAUCCACGAAUACUGUAUAAAGUUUAUCAUAGUUGUCAACUCUCUUAGAUAACCCAGAGUCUCCCGGGUACGGUACCAAUCCACCUAAUCUGUCCGAUACUAUAAACCUUUCACUUUUUCUCUUAGUUUGAAAUUAAACCCGAUUUCCCCCAGAGUAAAUAUAUAGAUAUAUAUAUAUAUUUUUUAAAUUUAAAGAUCAUAGUCCAGUUCUGAUGGCAUUUGUUGUUGUAGUUUCAUUUUUUUUUUUAUUUUUUUUUUUACAUUUACUUCAAACGACUGACUUGUUCCUCAUUCAAGCCAACGUGUGGGGAAAUGGCCAAUGACGAAGCCAUUGACUUCAAGCUCAGUAGCAGAUGCGCUUGCAGAAUGUUACAAGAACGCAGGACACUGGGGAUCACGAAGAGAAAUCUUAUCUAUUAGGGACGGACCAUUAGAAGAGUUAUGGGGAGGGUGGGGAAUUUUUGUGCCAUGAAAUUUUUUCCUUAUCAAAUUCCUUCAUGAAUUUCAGUUUUAGGCCGUAGCAUGAAUAUUUUUUAGGGUUAAUUGGCGUGCAUAAAUUUUUUUCAUUUAAUUUUGCCUUGCGCGAAUAUAUAUUUUUUUUGUACUCCACCGCCGCCCUCCCCCCCCCCCCCGCUCCCCAAAAAUGUUUGUUUCAAUUCACGAAAAGUGGCAUUUAGCACAGCAGAAAUUACAUUUGUCAUAUAUUAAGAAGGCACUCUGAAAUACCGCACGUGCAGGCCAGAAUUGCCCACGUGCAGCCAACAACUGGAAGUUCCAUCUGUGAAGAUGGGAAGAAAACAUGUACACAAUUUUUUGUUAAGACAUCUGUUGAUUUGAUAAUGCCCACGUCUCGAAGCAAUGAAAAUUUUUAUUGAGGCUACCAAUUAAAUUCUUCAUUUUCAAAAAUUUUAUAUUAUACCAGGUUGUACGUUUGCUUUUCGCCUGCUAUUAGCGGGUCCAGACCCCGGGCCCCGGGAUCUUGACAGCUGUAAUCUGAUAUUACUGUUGACAGUAAUUUGCAUACUGAGUCACAAAACGUUCGCAUGGGCGCUUUAUCCUUCAGAUUGGCGCUUCCUUCUGCGGUGUCUAGCAGCAUUUUGAGACAAAAGUUGUUGACAGAUAAGGAAGAGAGGGUUUACUACUUGUUUACUAAGCGAACUUCGUUAGAAAGCAUGCCUGUUGGUUAUGAGUCUCAAACAGAGUUUAAUAUAGAAUGGCAAAUUUGAACAGAUGGCAACGGGAAACAUUUUACAUUUUGCCGUAAAACUAGACCUGAAACAAAGAACAGGGUGAGUACUUUAACAUUUAGAACUUUGUGCGUGAAUAUUACCAAACCUUUUUCCGAGAGACGUUUCAUGACCUUUGCCUGGUCGACUGACGAUGGUCACGCAUGUGUUAAGAUGGCGUUACUUUAUGUUGUCUGUAAAACGAUUUUCAAAUAAUUUCUGAGAAGCUUGAAAUUAUUUCCCCAAAAUAAUUUUUGCAUAACAUAAUGGUUUGAUGCCUGUAGUGUAUUUGCCUGCAAUCUGAAAAAAUUCUGAUCAAAGGCACAUGAUGAAAAUCGUCGUUGUUUUCAACGACCUUUCGUGGCUAAACAUCAGGUAGUCGUACGCUUUAGCUUUUUUAUAAUUACUUAGACUGUUGUAAUGCUAAAAAUAUUAUAUAUUUUGAUCAACGACGAGUUAAACUUAAAAUUUUAGCAAUAAGUUUUUUUCCUAGCGCGGCUGUAUUGGAACGCCAGUCCAGCGAAUCAUGAUGAAUUUCAACCCUGUUUUUGGCUUGCGAAAUCGACGGUAGGGCUUGAAACGGUUUUUUUCGUUUUUCUCGGAAACGAACAGAUCUUUCGAAGAAAAAACUACAUAGCGUUUGUAUACUUACUAAUGUCUACCAGUCUGCAAAAGAAGAGCGAUUUUGAUUUUUUGAGCCUUGCCACGAAUCGGCGAUUUUGGUCGAUUUUUGCAUGGAUUCGCUCUUAAGGUAUCUCUGUCCAUUGCCUGGCGCGAAAGGGGAAGCAGAGAUGAUUGCGAGACUACUACCUGAAUCUCACCUUUUAAUAGGAGAGCAAGCAACAAAGCAGACGGUUCUUCAGAGAAUACCCUCAGUGAGCCUCGUACAUUUCGCUGCUCAUGGUGAUGCCGAAAGAGGAGAAAUUGCUCUUACCCCCGCUGACUCCACAGUGGAGUUUCCACACGAAGCAGACUACUUACUGUCAAUGACCGACAUUUCACAAGUUAGACUGUCAGCCAAACUGGUGGUCCUUAGUUGUUGCCAUACCGCACGUGGACAGAUCAAAACAGAGGGCGUUGUUGGAAUCGCUCGAGCAUUCUUAGGAUCGGGUGCACGCUCAGUGUUGGUGGCAUUGUGGGCCUUACAAGACAGAGCAACAGAGGAGUUCAUGGGAAGAUUCUACGAAAACCUUGUCCAAGGGAAAAGUGCAAGCGAAAGUCUUCACCGGGCCAUGAAGUGGAUGCGAAAUAACGAUUUCUCAGAAGUGAGGCAGUGGGCACCUUUCAUGCUGAUUGGGGAUGACGUGUCAUUUCACUUUGGUGAAGAAAAGUGA